Messenger RNA from Phaedon cochleariae (mustard beetle), 1974 nucleotides. Lineage: Eukaryota; Metazoa; Arthropoda; Insecta; Coleoptera; Chrysomelidae. The record is from the annotation of a GenBank genome assembly.
GCAAUAUUAUGUAUCAUUCAGUUAGUAUACUUUCAGCAUUCAUUUUCUUUCAUGUUGAUUGUAAACUGUGACGAUGAAUCAUAAAAUGAUCCCACUGCUUAUUCUGCUCAUCAUAUCUACAUGUUCCCAUGGUUUGAACAUUCUUGUGAUUCUUCCACAUGUAGGCAAAAGCCAUCAACUAGUCUUUGAGCCACUCCUGAAGCAACUAGCACUGAGAGAACAUAACCUCACAGUAAUCACACGGUUCCCUCAGACGAAGAUCACACCUAACUGGAGAGAUAUAAAUAUAGGGGAUGAUGAAGUGGCUACCGAAUUUUUAGAUAUAGAUGUCGAAGCUGGGACUAGGCUUACUCAGUUUGCUUGUCGUCUACUGCUUGUAGAACUAGGGAAGCAUUCAUGCGACGAUGGGCUAGGCAAAAAGGAAUUACAAAUGUUUCUGAAGGAAAACAAUCAGUUCGAUUUGGUGAUGGUGGAAAUCUUCAACACGAAUUGCUUCAUGGGUCUAGUCAAGCUAUUUGAUGCACCAGUGAUAGGAUUGUCUUCAUCUAGACCACCCACAUGGAUCGAAAGAUGGUUCGCGAAUCCAGAAAACCCUUCUUACAUCCCAACUACUUUCACCGGCUUUUCUGACAGCAUGACUUUUCUACAGAGGGUGGAAAACACUCUCUCAUUGGUCUGGGACAAGUUGAUAUACGAAUAUUUCAUAGCUGGGCCUGGUAACCACUCUUCUAGGAGAUAUUUGGGAGUAGAUAUAUUGAAGGAGUUUGAUGCAAUGUACAACGUCAGUCUUCUCCUAACAAAUACUCAUUUCAGCUUGAAUCUUCCCAGGCCGUUCGUACCUAAUAUCAUAGAAGUAGGUGGGAUUCACAUCGAAGAGCCCAAAGAAAUACCAAACAAAAUAGCAAAGUUCAUGAAUGAAUCGUCUGAGGGAGUUAUCUACAUGAGCAUGGGUUCAACUUUGAGAGGAAACAGCUUUCCAUCCGACAAAAGAAAUGCAUUUCUGAAAGUAUUUUCCCGUAUCCAACAAAGGGUGAUCUGGAAAUGGGAAACGAACUUGACAAAUAAACCUGUGAAUGUUGAAACUUUCAGCUGGACGCCACAAAGAGAAAUUCUGUGUCACCCCAACAUGAAAGUCUUCAUUUCACACGGAGGACUUCUAGGAACGAUUGAGGCUGUCUAUUGUGGAGUACCUGUUAUCGUGAUUCCUCAAUAUGGAGACCAGCCUCUAAAUGCCAAAGCCUUAGAAAAAGUUGGUGGGGGUGUAAUCCUCUAUUUGCAGGAUGCUACGGAGAAAACGAUUCUGCAGUCACUCAACAAAGUUUUGAGUCCCAAGUUCAAAAAAAGUGCUGAAGAUUUAUCAGAAAGAUUCAAGGACCGUCCUUUAUCACCAAUGGAAACGGCGAUUUACUGGAUCGAAUAUGUGGCAAAAUACAGGGGAGCACCGCAUAUUAGGACAGCUGCAGUACUGAUGCCUGCCUAUCAGUACCUGUUGAUAGACGUUAUAGCAUUCAUUGCAUUAAUUGUAAUAUCUUUCAGUUAUUGUAUGUAUAAGAUCGCUGCUUCAGUGUUUUUGAAAUUGAGGAGACGAAACAAAAUUAAGACUUCGUGAUUAGUUGGAUUUAUUAUCUCUCUGUUUUGAACUCGACUGCAUUGCCAUUGUUUCAUGGGCAAAUACAAUAAGAUGAAGUGGAUUUCACAAUGUUGUUGUUCAAUGUGGAUAUUUUAGUCAUCGAGGAGUAAUAUUAUUAAUUUCUAUUUUAUUUUGUACUAUGUAUUUAUAACCUUGAAUUCAAACCGAAUAUAAAACGUAUUCUCUUUUCAUUUCAUCAAUUCAUUGUAUGUAUGUUUCAGUCAAUGAAAUAUUGAUUCAUGACGAAAAUAUUGGUUCGAUGAAAUAUUUCUUCUGGGUAAACCGGAAUUCAGCAAUGGUUCUAGGGACUGUAAUAUAAAAAUUAUAUCGUCCCACGGAGUUAU